This is a messenger RNA of Porites lobata, 12259 nucleotides long. The record is from the annotation of a GenBank genome assembly. Lineage: Eukaryota; Metazoa; Cnidaria; Anthozoa; Scleractinia; Poritidae.
AUGGAAGGUAGUUGUUGUUCCUUUGAUAAAAAUGGUCGAUUUUUAGCGCUUUUAACCCCAGAUGGACGCCUUAAGUUAUGGGAUUGUACUUUCGGAUCAUUAAAGCAUGAAUAUACAUCGCCAUCACAUCUUUCAACGACCUGUACAUGCCUCCGUUGGAGCCGAACUUCGAGGUCUUCGGUGAGUAUUUUAGUCCCUGGAGAAAUAGAUCAUGUUUUCUCGAAAUAGUCAUUUCCUCUGCACAAUUCGCGCGUAGACAAAGCGUAAAAUAUAGUGCUCAACCUUCGUUAGAGUCAGGCAUAACAUUUCUUUCACCAAUGUUUGGUUGAAAUCCCUACGUUUUGAAGAAAUUCCCUAACCCGCCAACAGCCAGUGAGAUUGUUAAGCUUCAUUUUGUAAUUUCUGGUUUUGAAAGACUCCGUUUUUGUUUACAGCGUGAUUAGAUUUUUUAGCGUUUGCUUCGACGCUCGCAUGCAUGGCAAUGUGCUGUGCAAUUGAAGAAUAAACGUUCCAUGCAACGUAAUUUCUUAUUUAAAAGAUUUCUACGUUGUCUUCAGGUGUCCUGUAUACGUAUGCAUGCAAAUUUCAGCAAAUUUACAAUCAAGUCACGCAGUGUUUAUUACACGCUAAAAAAGCGCAAUCCCUUUCUCUGUUUUUAUCUGUACGGUUAAUGCUAAAAAAGUUGCCGAUGACAAGCAUUAUAUAAAUUGUUAGGAGUUUGUCAUUUUAUUAGUUAAGUUUAAUUACCAUCAUUUUUACAUCUAAUCGUAAAAAGAUGUGUUAUUAAGUUUAUUGGAAAUGCCUUAAUGUAAAUGUAACGUAACGUUAAGAAUAUCUGCGAAAGAGAGAAUUAUCGUUUACAGUAUUCUACUGUAAGAGCUCUGUAAAACCCUUGACCCUAUAGUUUUGAUUGGUAACUCUUCAUUGAAAGGAUAUUUCCUUGAUAUCGUGGCCCAUGUCACCAAGAAACAUGUAGGUGAUGAAAAUUAUGUGAGAUUUGUCUGAGAGAACAAAAAUGGUGUUCAAACAUUAGUCAGACUGUAUGCAUAGACAGCGCAAUCUCAAUAAUGAACUUUUUCAAAUAAUGGUCAAUAAAAAGAUGCACUGUAAAGUUCCAUAAAAAAGACCCCCAUGUGGCAAUGUCAUGGGACAAUAUGACUUGGAACAAAGUGACCGUGGAAUGAAAUGACCAGAUACUUGGUAGAAUGUAUGCCAGUGGUGGAUCCAUUACCAGCAGAGGUUUACUGCAGAAAGUUCCUAAAAUAAAGCAUUUUUGUUAUUUGUUAGGUUGUUCAAAGAAGGAAGAAGCAAAAGACUGCAAAAAAUACAACAGAUUCAGUUGUUGAUUCCAUAGCUCUUGGAACAUCAUCAGGGGAUAUUUUUGUAUAUAACAUUGCUGCCGGAGAAGUGAAUCAGAGACUAGUAAGAAUCUUUUUUUUUUCUUGUGUCCAUUCCAUUUUUGCCUCAAAAUUUGCAAAAUCUUGUGGAGGCAAAACAGAGUGUGACCAACAGAUUGCACCCCUUUAAUUCCGGUUGCUGUGGUAUGUCGUUUGUUCCACUAUACUGGUUAAUGAUGAGGGUCGAACUAAAAGGGAUGAAGAAAGGGGGUGAUUUUAUAACUAACAAUGGCAGAGGUGAGAUGAGCAGGCAUGUACCCUUUUGAAAGGACAAGUUUACAGAUCCAGUCUUGGCACAAUUUUUGAGAUGGUCAAGUAUUUUUACUGAUUUUCUCCAAGUACAUCUAAUUUCAAGGACAGUAAUUCUUAUCUCCUUAAUAAAUGCCGGUAUUUCUAUGAGAUGCUAUCUCUGUCUUAAUAAGAUUAUAUGAAAUAUCUUAGUUAAAUGAAAUUCAGACAUUUAAUAAUGACAGUAUUUUUGUUACUGUCUGGCCUCUGAUACAUAUUGUACCCCCGACAUGUGGAUACCUUUUAUUGUUGCAAGAAGAUCUUUGUUGCAGCAAGAGCACUGUAGUGACAUGUUUCUAUUGAAAGAUGAAGAUUUAAAUAAGUUUUUUCGGUGUGAAAGAUGUUAGUAUACAUGUGUGCAGAUCUGUGUAUACGUUGUAAGUCAACAUUUUUUUUUAUCAUUUUUCAGGAAGGUGGUCAUGACAACAGAGUAAAUGAUGUGUGUUGGAGUGAAGAUGACAGCACAUUAUAUUCUUGUUCAAAUGAUAAACAUAUAAUAGAAUGGAACACAGAAAAUGGCCAGAGAAAAUGGUAAGAUGCCUAUUAUCAUAAUAUUUUAUUUUAAGGGUCUGAGCUCGCUGCACUAAUAAGUCCCUCUCUUGAGUUCAUGUGUACCUUUGAUGCCUUCCUUAUUUAUUUAUGCUUCAUUUUUUAGGUUGCUUUUCGUUUCAGUGUUACUAGCCACUGUUCAGGAAGUGGGCCAGUUCUCAUCCCUGAAAUGAUUUCUUGGGGAAAAAAACUGGACACCUUUGAGCAGUCGCUGGUCAGCAAAUGUAACCUGGCUACAGUGUUAGUAAAGUCAAGUCUUGGAAAGAGUGUAGGAAUUUUGCUCAGGGGAGCUGGCAGGGCCUUAUUUUGUGUCUGCAAAAUACGUUGGCCUUGGUGGUGAUGCCCCUUCUCUAAAAUUAAUCACAAACUUGUUUAUGAACUUGUGUUUUGUCUUCUGUAGUAAGUGGAAAGCUGACAAACAUGGAGUGAGAUGCAUUGAACUUGGUCCCAAGGGAGAUACACUGCUCUCUGCUGGCAGAAGCAUUAAAUUAUGGGAUUUAGAGACAAAAGAAAAUCUAAGGGUAAGAAAUAUAAAAUGAAUGACAAGGCUGAAGUGCAAUAUUAAUGAGAUGAUGGCAAUGACUCUUGGGCAAAGAAUGUGGUAUUCACCAAUAAUCAGCACCCUGAGUUUAAAAGCUCUAAUUUUUUACCUAUGUUGUCCACACCUGUAAAGGGGAUUUUAUGGCUGAUACAAUCAAAUGCAUAAUAGUGGAUUAAUGCAUUUGAAGUCGCAAUGUUCUUUGCCAGUUCUUGGGGGAGAAUAAGUCGCACUCAUUAGGGAAGAGAAUUCAAUAAUAAGAUAAAGGCUGGACACCAAGUUUUAUAUAACUGAUAGGGGCCAGAAACUAGUUUAUCUGACUGUGGUCAUAGUAGACAAGAAACAAAUCAGUCAACUGUAUCCUUUAAAUUUUGUGCCCAAAAGUUUUAUUUUAACAAACUAAAUUAGGCAAGACUGAAAGUGUCUUUUAUUUCUUUCCUGUCUGAAGAAAUUUACAGGUCACGCAACGCCAGUGACGUAUCUCUCAUUUAUACCAAGUUCCUUGUCACAUGACACAAACGCCAACCACGUUCCUAGUAAUGGAAUCAGUGGUAAUUAUUUCAUUUCCGGAGCAGAACAGGACAGACUUGUGAAUGUCUGGUAAGUUUUUUAAAAGCAAUUCAUACUAUUUGUACUCCAUUUUGAACAGCUGAAGGUCAAAUUAUUAUGAAUGAUCGUGAUAAUAAUUCAGUAGUUUUAAUGUGAAUCUUGAUAGUCUGGCAUAAAAUUCAGUAAAGUAUUAUUAUUUAAAUAAUAAUCACUAAGUAAAAUUUGUAUUUUGUUGCAGGUAUGUUAGCUUGGAAGCUCAUAACAAAAAUGCGUUAGUUUCACUUUCUCUCACAGACGAACCCAUUGUAGUUGAUGUUAUACGUCACAGCAAUCAAGACAAGGUAAAAAAAGUAUCUUCUUGUAAGUGUGGUAUAAUAAGGCUGCACAAAUGUUGGUGUGGUUGAUCUCCAUAAGGGGCAAGGGGAACCGCAAUGUAUGGGCUAUAUAGGUACAUGUAUGUGCCGCUGUGAAGGGGAGGGGAUUUUAAGCAGGCUAGUUUGGGAUAGGGUGAAGAAAUCAGAGAGUUUUGAUAGAGCGGUUUUCACUUGACUGUCUAAAGGGAUUGGUUUUGGUUUUGAUUUUGGUUUUACUACGCCCUUUGGUUGGCUAGUGUAUUUACUUUGGUUUUGGUUUUACGACAGUCAAGUGAAAACCGCUCUAUAGCAUGAAAUAUCAUUUAUGUGAAAUUGAUCAGCAUUAUAAAAAGUUGACUAAGAAAAACUGUACAGUGUAUGGACCCUCAAGCUCUAAAUCCAUGAUUCCAAGGAGUGUACCGUAUAAGUUUCAUGCAAAAGAUAAGAUUUCCUUGUAGCCUAAUGCCAACAGUAAGACACCAUAGGCCUCUGGGUGAUACUGGAACACGUCUCUGUAUAACAAACAUAAAAUACAGUGUGGUUUUUUUUUCAGCCUGUUCACAUUGCUGUAGUCUCAAAAGAUGGACAAAUACAUAUUUUCGAAUAUUCACUAAAUGGGUGAGUUGCUUAUAUAUCCUUCCUACGGUUUUCAUGGCAGUGGCUGGUAGAGCCACACUCUUGACAAAAUGCUUCAUUGCAUUUUGGUGAGAAAAGAACUAAACCUUUGUCCAGUAAUUCCCUGGCACUUAGAGAAGUCUGAUCUGUGAACUGUUUCUUAAUUAUUUUUUUUUCAUAAAUUCAGCUCCUCCUUAACCUGUCUUAUCAUUGAGGAGACCUUUUAACAUAUGUCUUUCUCUUUCAAUUUUAGGGGUGUUAAAAAGCCCCUAAGACCAACGAGAACUAUUCAGCUAACCAGUUCUGAGAAAAAGGUAUUUAAAAAAAGUAAUUCAUUUCUUAAUGUUAUUUAUUUUCGUUGAACCCAUGCUCAGCAUCUUCAGUUCUUAGACAUGAUUGAUGAGACAGGGUUCCAUAAAGGUUUAUUUAUAGUGGAAAGUGCACUUAGCUUAAUUCAGCUAUUUAACACUGAGGCACGCCAUUUAAAUACUUAGAAACAAAAUAUACAAAUACAAGGUAACAGGAUUAAAAACCCCAACUGGCUGGAGGCAACCAGUUGGCAGUUUACAAGCAUGGCAGAGGAUUUGAACUUGGGACAACCGAGAACAAAUCCAGCAAGUGGCCAGAACGGGAUUCAAACCCAGGAGCACCUGAUUGCGAAUCCAAUGCACUGACCACUCUGCUACUCUGCAAAAAGCGCUUACAAAAUCUUUCAGCCACCAAGUGCUGGCCAAAAAACAUGCUGUCAAUGGUGACAUUAAUUUUGUGUACUUACCACUGUCACUUAACCCUUUAAGCCCCAAUAUCCAAAUACAAAUUCUCUGGACUAAGCUCCAUACAUUUCCUUAAAGAAUUGGUUACGAGAAUUUGUUUGUAGAUCAAAGCCUUUCCCAUCAGGUGAUCAUUUCAUUAAUUCUCACAACAUUUUCUCUUGAUAUGUAUUUAUGCUGUUGAGAGAAAAUUGACUUUGGUCACUCUUGGGACUAAGGAGGCCUGGGAUUUCCUCCCACUACUAUGAGCAUGACCCCAAUCACUUUCAUUGGAAAUGAAUGGGUAAUAGAACCAAAUGAAUUUCCUAGCUGUUCACUUGCCAAACCCCCUGCUUACCACUUCCUGUAAUGGCAUUUACCCAGGAACUUGAAAUCGUAAGUGACUGCCUUGAUACUCAAAUUACCUUAGCCUUUUUAAUACCUGUUAACAGUUGCAAUCAAAAGGUACGAACUGAAUUGGAUUUUCAGUCAAAUUAGAGUUUUAUUUUAUAUUAUGCUUAUCGUUACAUUGUUUUUGUUUGGUAGGAUGGAACACCAUCACCCAUACCUGUGAUGUGUAUCCGAUUGCUAGCUGAAGCAGAGCCUUCAGUGCAAGUUGCAUUUGGUUCGACUGUAAAACCACAGUUUGAAACUUUGGUAAGAACUGAACAUACUAAUCCAACUAAACCAAACAGGGCUCAAAAGAAGUCCUUUAUGGUAGACUUUCCUCUCUGGGCAAGUAACUUUUAGAGCUCAAUUCCCCAAUGGGCAUCCAGACAAGUCAUCCUUGAACAAAAUCAUUAACUAAGAAAAGCAAGAAGUUGCCUGGGCAAAGGAAUAGCUGGGGUUGUCAAAAAAAGCUGGCAACGUUCAAAAAUCAACACCUACUCCAUGUCUUUGCUUGGCUUCUCUCUGAUUUUUUCAUAAAAGAUGGCUAAAUUAGCCACCUGCUUUAAGAAAGGGGCAUACUUCGGCACUUUCUGACAACCUUGCCAACAAGAGUUACAUAAGAAAUGACUCCAACAAGAAUUACAUGAACAUUAAUGAUAGUCCUCUAAGCAGCAACUUGUGUCAUUGCUUAUUGAUAAUUGACCAUUAGAAGCAAUAGCUAUUAGCAUUGUCAUGAAAUCUGUACUGAUGGUCUCCAAAAGUAUUUAACACUUUGAUUUUAAAAUUUUCAGACUCAAAAAGUAGCAGCUUUAUGUGUAAAAGUAUAAAGAGGGCCACAGAGUCAUCAGUGUCUUAGGACUACUGUUAAGUGUUUUACCCUCUUUAAAUAAAGCUUAUGAAAAAUUAAAAAAAUAAAAAGAGCGAUUAUUCUGUAAUAGCUUUAACUGAUAUACUAAUCAGAUAAUAGUUUAAUAUUAAUAACAUUUUUCCCUUGUAGGCCUAUUCAACAAUGGAAGAGCACACUUGUCUUAUACGUGAAAACUCAUCAAACCUACUUCUCAAUAAUGGAACUCAGGAAUCACUUCAAGUGACCAAAGGUCAGAAUUCACGGCAAGCAGUGACAACUCUUGGAGCAGGUAAUAUGGCAUUAGCGACACCUUCAGUUGCUGCUGAAGAGGGACAAACAAAAGGAACAAAAGGAAAGGAUAAAAAAAGAAGUGAAGAAAGAGUGAGACCAGAAGAACAGGCAAGUUAAGUGGAUUAAAAUUACCACUUAUAACUUUCAACUCAGGCUUUAUUUAUCCUUUGUGGUUAUUAUUAUCAGCAGCAAUGUUGGUGGCAAUAGUUCUUUUCAUCCUCAUCUGUUGAUGAGUCUUUUGAAAUGAGAAACUAUUUUUUCUCCCAUGCAUGCCACUUCAUCAUUUUUCAGACCAGACCUGACCAGUUUCCAUACGUUUCCUUUUAUUCAAUUCUCAUAACCUUUUCUCUUGAUAAUUUGUUGAUAUUGUUGGGAGAAAAUUGAUUUUGGUCACUAUUGGGAAGUAAAGGAUUUAAGUAACAAAGUCAUUGUUGUGAUUUACCUACAGAGCAUAGAGGAGAGGUUAAAAGCAAUAAACACAGCAUCAGCUGAAACACAAAGGUACUGUAUGGAGUCUACCACGUCAUAAUGAUGUUAUAAGCAUUAUUAUUUUAUUCUUCACCAGUUGGUCUACAUGGGUUUUAUUUCUGUGGGAUUUUUUGUUUGUUAUGUUUACACCACAGCUGAGUUAGAGCAGUUUCCAAGACAACUGAAGAGAAACUAAGUAAACUUAAAAAAUUGCCCGAGUCUUAAAAUAUUAAACCAGUUCAUAAUACAACGGAUGUCCGAUUAGCUCAGUUGGAUAAGUGCUGGUCUGCCAAGUGAGAGGCCACCAGUUGAUACCCCUGGCGUAGGGACUAAGUUGUGGGUCUUCAAAUAACUGAGGAGAAAGUGCUGGCUUUGACUUUGUAAUGACAUUUGCCAAUGGUUAGACUUUCUAGUCUUCUUGGAUAAAGCUGAUAAAGUAUAGGCCCUGUCUCACAACCCUUGCACCUAUAAAUUCUGUGGGACGUUAAGGAACCCGUGUACACUGUUUGUAAAGAGGAGGGCCGGGAUUUAGUCCCUGGUGUGGUAGUCUAUCUCUCAUGGGGGGAGGGACUAUUACAGGCCCACAGUAAUAUUGGUGCCAUGCACUGUUGCAGUGACCCUGCCAAGAAUUGCCUAACCUAAGUAGAUACAUCAUAUAUGGUUAAAAGACAAAUUUUACCACUGUGUACAAAACUAGCGCUUACAAGCCACAUCUUGAAAGUACAUGGAGAGAGUCUGUAUGCUUUUAAACUUUGUUCAUCCAACCUAGUAAUGGUCCCUGUAAAAAACUCAAAAGUAUCUUUUAAUUAGCAAUAGUCUUAUAAACUCCUUCAGUUGAGUCUCAAAAUAAUGUAUGCUAUCCUUUUUAGAAGAAAAGCAAGUGGUCCCCCGACAGCUGAUUCAUUAGUGCAGAUGUUAAUACAGGCUCUUCAUAGUCAAGAUAACAAUCUACUGGAGGUAAGUAUGAUAAUACACUGCAAGAAUGUGUUAAUCUCCUUCAUUAAGGGCCCAUACUGUAAUAAGUGCACUUCCUCAACAAAUCACCCUUCCUGCUUGGCCAAACUAGCACAUAAGCACCCCUCUUCUUCUUCCUUGCUUUCUUAAACAGUAACUUAAGUUACCACAGGAAAAUUCUCUCUUUUUUCUCACUUCUAUAAUUGUUUAAAAGUGAAAAUCGCCAGCAAUAUUACUGGAGCUGUUUUUUGCCAUCAAGUCAGUUCCAGUUACAUUCAUCUGCAUAUGCUGGCAGAGUUCUAUUAUAAAGAUCUAGCCAAAAGAUAGUUUCACGUUAUUAAAGAGAGAACAUGGAGAUUGCUCCUCUCCUGAUCAAGAGCCGUUUAUUAAAUAAGUGCCCCCCCCCCCCCCCCCACCCCUUUUGACAAGACACUGGAUGCUUAUUCAAGGUAAAUGAAUCACCGACUAUUCUAGAAGGCCUCUUAUAAUGUAUGGCUGGUCAACUGUUCUUUGUUAUUCCAGGAUGUUUUAUGGCAAGGGGGAAAAAAGGAAACAGUUAUGAAAAAUACAAUUAAAGGACUUCCAGUCACACUCACCGUUCCAUUCUUGACAGAGGUUUGUUGGAUAUUUUUUAUUAUUCACUGUUUUGUCAGAUCCCCUAUGUUCCCCUAUGUUCUUUUUUGUUUGUUUCUUGUUUAUUUUUGCAGAAAUUGAAGACAAAAUGGAGGUAAGUAUUGCUAGAGUCUCCAUUUUAAAUAGCAUGCUCAGUUGAUGGAUUCAUUUAUUUGUGUUUUAUUUAUUUUUGCAGCUUGUUCACAAGAUUGAAGCCAUGCCUUGGGAGGUUAAAGAACCCACACACUUUUCAGAAAGAGAGUCUCCAUUUUUCAAUAUGCCUCAUCAUUACUCAUUCCUUAACUUUGUAAACUGCACCUUAAGUGAAAGGAGAAAUUUCCCUGAAAACAAAAAUCUUUUAUAAUUUAGUUGCCUGUCUAAACCCAUCUGUUUUAAUUUCCUUCAACCCAUCUUAUUUUUCAAAUUUAAAUUUAGUUGCCUGAGAAAACGGCCAACACUUUGCAUUGCCACUAUAGCUACUGGUUCCAGUUUGGCAUUUGGCAGUGAAACCAGUACUGCUGCCAUGAAAAGUUGGCUGUUUCCAGGCUAUUAGUCUAACCAUCCUUUCACUGUUUAGUGUAUCUUCAGAACUUACCAUAGAAGCCUUGUCUUAUGGUGGUCAAGUGUACUUAUCCAGCUUUUUUCUUUAUUUGUUCUAGAGGAGCACAAUUAGUGCUAUGGAUCAAACAAAUUUUAAGUACUCAUAUGGCUUAUUUAAUGACGGUAAGAUGUUAUCUCUUUGAUGCCAAAGAGUGCAUUAUAUUGAUGAUGUGGGAACAUAAAAUUGCAACCAAGGAUGAAAAUGAGCCAUAUCAUAUACACUUAGACUGUUAAUAAUAAUGUAAUAUUUUUUCUGCUUUUUUUUUUAUUAAGGUCCCAGACCUCGUGAAGACCCUUGGUGGACUAUACGCCAUGAUGGAGUCACGUGUGAGCACUUAUGGUAAACUGUGCAAACUGCAAGGUCGUUUGGAUUUGAUGCUGUCGCAGGUAUGGCUUCAACCCUUUAAGCCCCAGUAGCCACAUACAAAUUCUCCAAACUGAUCUCCAUACAUUUCCUUAAAGAAGUAGUUGAGAGAAUUUGAUAAAAGAUCAAGGCAUUUUUACUUCGGUGAUCAUUUUAUUAAUUCUCAGGACUUAUCUGUUGACAGUGUAUGGAUAUUGUUAGGAGAAAAUUGGUCUUGGCCACUAUUGGCACUUAAAGGGUUAACUCUCCAGUUCAUCUUCCUGUGCCAAGGCUCAUACUAUAAGAAUUUUUGGGAUCAAUUUAGGUUAGUGGAAACUGCCCACCUACCCAUCCCCUAAGCUAAACAUAACAGUUACCUCUUACUUAGGGCAAAAUGUUGGCUUAGGGGAGGGGUAGGUGGGCAGUUUCUUAGAAACCUAAAUUGAUCGAAUUUUUUUUUGUACUGAAUGUGUCACAGUCUUACAUAGGAGGUUUGAACACAGUUGUUCCCUUUUCGUUGCUCUAUAAAUAAAAAUUAGCUUAACCUUACCUGGUGGGGGGGCACCACUUCAACUUUGCGCCAAUAACUGUUGGUCCAUGUUGCGUUAUUUUGCAUAUGGUAGUGUGGGUGGGGUUUCUUAAAUCCUUUAAAAUUGAUUAAAGUGCAGCAUAAGGAGUUAUCCCCUUAAUAUUUCUGCACCACUUUCCUCCGUGUGCUUGUUUCCAAAGAUUGUGUGAUGAGUCAUUACAAUAUUUGAUAGGAAUUGCCGUCAGAUCAGUUAUUAGCUGAAGACACCUUCAACUCUGACAGUCUCUUGGAAAUGAGCUUUGUGCCUAUUUAUAUUAAGAUUUUCUGUUUCUAUUGGUCCAACGUUUUUUUUUUAUUUUUUUGUUUGUAGGUGGAUUCCCAGAGCUAUAACACUGCAGAUGAUACAAUUCCUGGGCCAUCAUUUGUCUAUCAAGAGGAAGGUCUGUAAUAGUGAUAAUAUUUUUUCAGCCCGAAGGCCUCAUUUAUCUUCAUUAGCUCUUGUCUAUAUGAUAUCCUAGGUACUUUUCUGUUAACCACAGGUCUAGUAGGUCACUCAACAUCCCAGGAGUUGGAGGGGAGGGGGGUACGUCCUAACAAUACGCUAAUGGGGAUGUGCCGCUUGAUGGGGUCACAUUUUCAUGACUGGACUGACUAUAAUGGGGUUGCAUUGUCAAUAGAGUUACUAGAGUGAGGUCGCACAUUUUCAGGAUUUGGGGGUUAAAAAAUUCAGGUUGGCAGGGAUUUAAAUUGGGAAGAUUUUUACUGCCCUUAGUUUAACAAAUGUUUCAAUUCGUUUGAGGGUGGUAGUGACUAAGUUGGGAUACCGAAAUUACAAAUUACAUUUGGCCAAAAGUGACUAAGAUGGGGUCUAUAAUUGUGGGGUAGAGGUUUUGAUAGGCCAGCGGCACAUACCCAGCAAAAAUUAACCCAACAAGGCCCUCACAAUAAAAAUAUCUACAGUCAUUAACACAAAAGAGUGUGCCCACUAUAAAUUUCAAGGAGGCCACCCACCUACCCCUCCCCUAAUCUAACAUUUUGCUGUAAGUGAGAAGUAAUUGUUAAUGCUGGGUUAGGGAAGGUCGGUGAGCAGCUUUCCACAGUCUUACACUAAUGCAUUGCAGAAAACGCAGUAAAACGCUUUUUCCUUCUAAAACAGAUAAUAUUAUAACUGUGUAGCAAACCAGGUGUAUUUUCCAUUAUGAUAUUAACUGUUUCUGCUGUGUUAAGGCAUUGUAACACAUAUCUUUUUUGCCAUUUUUAUUUCUCUAUCCUUAUAGACUCUGAUGAGGAACCACUUGUACCUAUUGAGGCCGAAGACUCGGAAUCCGAUGUAUGUUCUUACUUAUUUCCUGUAACUAUGACACCGGGAAGACCGGAUAAUAAUUAUAGUUUUAUAGUAGCUGUCGCGUGCAGUUGCUAGGGAGCUUUAGCAAUGACGACGGCGACAGCGGCGAGAACGUCACUAUUUAAAAGACUUCGCUUUUUUCGAACUCGGUCGCGAUUACUCCGACUCGCGUAAAAUCUCAAAUGUAGGUGACUUCCCCUGGAUUUGCAUUCUUAGGGACUGCUGUCUACACCCUAGCCCGCGUGGCAGGCGUUAAAAGGGGAAGGGGAAGGGGAUCGGGGAAGGGGGAAUUUGGGCGCGCGAGGGAGAAAGUAAAGGAACGCGUUCCCCUCCUCCCUCCUCCCUCGCGCGUGGUCUCGCACCCUAAUUCUCUUUCCCUUCCCUUUCGAACGCCUGCCACGCAGGCUAUCUGCACCCAAGUUUAGAGGGAGAAAGAGAAAUCUGUCAUGGUGUGUUUACGUCCUCCUUAAGACGUCGCAUGAGGGAAUGUCACGUCGUAGUCGUGUAUCGACGACAAAGAAAGUACGAAAAGUGUGCUGCACGUACAAAGUUGUUGUUUUGCUGAUAAAACCUAUAACUUUUUUGACGUUCUCGUCGCCCUCUUCGUCAUCGCAUCUGAACGUCCCUUUUCUAGGCAAAGAAGACGAUAACAACAUCAGGUUCGUUUUAAUAACGUUGAAACUGUUUCUCUUUUGUAGGAAAAUUGGGAAGAAGAUCUUGAUGACGAAGACGCCUCAGAAUCAGAAUCCAAAGAAGAAAGUGAGGAGGAGACUGAAGCAGGAAAUGACAAUGAUGGUGAUGAUUACGAUGAGGAUGAUGUUGAAUCUGAGGAGGAAAGUUAA